Messenger RNA from Drosophila bipectinata, 1665 nucleotides. RefSeq names its product transportin-3-like. Gene Ontology annotation, cellular component: cytoplasm. Lineage: Eukaryota; Metazoa; Arthropoda; Insecta; Diptera; Drosophilidae. The record is from RefSeq and is a predicted model, not a curated record. Gene Ontology annotation, biological process: protein import into nucleus.
AUGCAGUCUUGGGCGAACUUCUACCGCGAGAGAGUGAUAAUCCACUACACCAAGGAGAAUGUGACCCAGGCCCUGGUGCCCCCGAUCAUAGUGCUCAAUUCAAAUAGGUACAGGUUCCUAAGAGCCUUCCAGUGGUCUCCACACGCAUGGCCGGUUCUGAACGAGAUCUUGGCAGACGUGCAGUGUCAGCCCAUGCACGUGCUCCUAUUCGCUGCCUGCACCAUCCUCUUGAAGAUCAAACGAGAGGCGUACAUCCUGACCCCGGAAAGGGUCCUCCACCUGAAGAGCUGCCUGAUCCAGCACCUGCAGGAAGCGGCACUCCUCCCAUUUGGACGACCCCUUGUAAUCCAGCUGGCCCUAUGCCUCGUGCACUUGGGCCUUUACUACGCCUCAUGUUGCCACGAGCUACCUGAGCUCUCCGAGGCAAUGGUCCAGAACUGCCCGGAGCACAUCCGCGCCUUCCUCGUGCUCCUGGAGCUGCUCCCCUGGGAGGCCCGCGAAUUUAUCUUUAGAGUGCGUCCCGAUCGGGAGCCUUCCAUCUAUCGUCACCUCUGGGAACAUGCCCCCCACGUGGUGACCCUUAUGGGGCACUUGAUAGGAAAUGACAACAUCGGAAUUGAGGGCGAGAAGCAAUGUCUAAGGGUGAUUAUUGCCUGGACGCAGCAUGGCGUUAUGGAUGCUGAUGACCUGAUCAACAGCCGCGUGUUCCUACGAGUGAGCCUCAUUCUGCAUCACGAGGAAGUGCAUAUCCACGCAGAAGCCUGCAGCGUAUUGGUGGCUUUGCUAAAGUCUGCCUGGAUCUCCCGCCAACUACAGCUCCAAAUUUUCGAGAUUGGCAAUAGCCUGGAGGACAAGUUCCUGAGGGCAGUGGCCCGAAACAAGAAAGCCCUCAUGGCCAACUACGUGGCCGUAUUCCUGCAGCUGGCUUCUACGACCCUGACGGUGGCUCAGGGCACUCCCACCUUUGAAUUAGGCGCCCACGGAAAGGCCCUCUUUCGGGUGCUGCUCCAGGUGACGAGGUAUUGCGAGUGGUCCGCCGUGGAGCUGGCCAUGAAACACUGGCAGAAGCUGAUGUGCGAGUUAAACCAUUUUAGGAAAGGCUCCGCCUUUGAGCCUCUCCUGAGGGACCUGAUGAGGAUCCUUUUCGAGCGCAUCCAGCUGCGCGACUGCCACCAACACUCUGGCCUGCACCACUCCACCCGUUUUGCGGGUUUCCGCAGACGUGUCGCCGAAACCGUGAGGGCCAUGGCCCCGCUAGUCACCCCCAUCAUCAUGGAGACCUUCUGGUCCAUCGCCCAGAACCCAGCGAGUCCCUGGAUGCAGGUGGAGGCAGCCGCCUUCAUUCUCCUCCCUUUUAUAAAUCCCUACAAUAUGUUGAAGGCCUCCCUCUACGAGCGUCUUCUCAAGAUCCUCUCGCAGCGUCCCGAGAACAUCUUCCGCGGGAUAGAGCGCCGUGUCCAGAAGAAACUCCGAAAGCGGACCCAAGUUACCUCGAACGAACCAAACUGCUCAUCCUAAUAGAGCCUCACUGAUCCUCGGAGAUUGAUCCAAAUUUUUGGUGCUUUUAGUUUGAGAAUUUUAAAAUUGUUGUUUUCUCCCUUCGGCUUUUUAGUUUUCAAAUUAGCGGUUUCACACAUAGCCAUAGCAUUUCCGACUGAAUUUUUC